GAGCGAGUGCUGUGGGUGCGGCCGCCGUGGGUGCGGCCGGUCGGGGGAGAGGAUGGGAGUGUGGCCUCUGGGUCUGAAGGCGCGCAUCCCCGCUCCACUCCGCGUUCGUCCUCUGACUCUGGGGCCUCGGUUUCCUCAAGCGUGUAAGGGGAACAGUUGUGACGAUGAAGAGAUAAUGUGCUCAAAGCACCGGGCGCAGGGCCGCUCGGAGUCAGGGCUCCACAAAUGGUACCCAGAAAGGACAACCCACCCUUACCUGCAGAAACAAGAUGGAAAGACAGAGCAGAGACAGUGAUCAUUGGAGGUGGCUGUGUUGGUGUGAGUCUGGCUUAUCACCUAGCCAAAGCAGGGAUGAAGGAUGUGGUCCUCCUGGAGAAAUCGGAGCUCACUGCUGGAUCUACCUGGCAUGCAGCAGGUUUAACAACUUACUUUCAUCCUGGAAUAAACUUGAAGAAAAUACACUAUGAUAGCAUCAAACUUUAUGAGAAACUGGAAGAAGAAACCGGACAGGUGGUGGGAUUCCAUCAGCCAGGUAGUAUCAGAAUUGCUACAACUCCUGUAAGGGUAGAUGAAUUUAAAUAUCAAAUGACUCGGACUGGCUGGCAUGCAACAGAACAGUAUAUUAUUGAACCUGAGAAAAUUCAAGAGAUGUUCCCUUUACUCAACAUGAACAAGAUUUUAGCUGGAUUGUAUAAUCCUGGCGAUGGUCAUAUUGAUCCUUACUCUCUAACUAUGGCCCUGGCUGCUGGUGCUAGGAAAUAUGGUGCCCUUUUAAAAUAUCCUGCACCAGUGACUUCUCUGAAACCCAGGUCAGAUGGAACAUGGGAUGUUGAAACACCACAGGGAUCUGUGAGAGCAAAAAGAAUUGUGAAUGCUGCAGGAUUUUGGGCUCGUGAAGUUGGUAAAAUGGUUACUAGAACAUUUCAGCAUCAAUAUGUUGUUACUUCGACUAUCCCUGAAGUCAAAGCUUUGAAAAAAGAACUCCCUGUGCUCCGGGACCUGGAAGGCUCUUACUACCUCCGGCAGGAAAGGGAUGGGCUCUUGUUUGGUCCAUAUGAAAGUCAGGAGAAAAUGAAAGUCCAGGACUCAUGGGUCACCAGUGGAGUCCCUUCAGUAGGGAGUAAGGAAAGAGAGAAGAGGCAGCUGGUGGUGGAGAAGCUGAAGAAACAUGCUCCCCACUGCUUUGGAAGAUUACCCUCAGACAAAGGUGUUUUACUUUUGUUUCAUCACAAUCUAAACCUCUCCUCAUCAUGUUCCCUUCCACUUCAUACAUUAUUUCCUUAUGAAAAUUUUAUCAACUGGGCAUCCUCUGUUGUUACAACAGCCACUAUAUAUGGCAUAAUCCACGCCGGCGGGGUAGGGAAAUAUCUCAGUGACUGGAUCCUGCAUGGAGAGCCUCCUUUUGACCUAAUAGAAUUGGAUCCCAAUCGAUAUGGCAAAUGGACAACCACUCAGUACACGGAGGCCAAAGCAAGAGAGUCGUAUGGAUUCAACAAUAUUGUUGGGUACCCUAAAGAAGAACGGUUUGCUGGGAGGCCGACUCAGCGAGUGAGUGGGCUUUAUAAAACCCUGGAGUCUAAAUGUUCCAUGGGAUUCCAUGCGGGCUGGGAACAGCCACACUGGUUCUACAAACUGGGCCAGGACACUGGGUACAGGCCAAGUUUUCGCCGCACAAACUGGUUUGAGCCGGUGGGCUCUGAGUAUAAACAAGUUAUGCAAAGAGUAGGGGUGAUUGACCUGUCACCAUUUGGCAAGUUUAACAUCAAAGGCCAAGAUUCUACUAGAUUGUUGGACCAUCUCUUUGCAAAUGUCAUUCCAAAGGUGGGUUUUACAAACAUAAGUCACAUGUUAACACCAAAAGGUCGAGUGUAUGCUGAGCUGACUGUUUCUCACCAGUCUCCUGGGGAGUUUUUAUUAAUAACUGGUUCUGGAUCAGAACUUCAUGAUCUUAGAUGGAUUGAAGAAGAGGCAGUCAAAGGUGGAUAUAAUGUUGAAAUUAAAAACGUAACUGAUGAGCUUGGAGUCCUUGGAGUUGCAGGGCCACAUGCAAGAAAGGUCCUUCAGAAACUGACCUCUGAAGAUCUUAGUGAUGAUGUCUUCAAGUUUCUUCAAACCAAGUCUUUAAAAGUUUCCAACAUUCCUGUCACUGCUAUUAGGAUAUCUUAUACUGGUGAGCUGGGCUGGGAGCUGUAUCACAGACGAGAAGAUUCUGUGGCACUGUAUAACGCCAUCAUGAAUGCAGGCCAGGAGGAGGGAAUUGACAAUUUUGGCACAUAUGCCAUGAAUGCCCUAAGACUGGAGAAAGCUUUCAGAGCCUGGGGGUCCGAGAUGAACUGCGAUACAAAUCCCUUGGAAGCUGGAUUGGAAUAUUUUGUAAAGCUAAAUAAGCCAGCAGACUUCAUAGGAAAGCAAGCACUGAAACAGAUUAAAGCCGCGGGGCUGAAACGGAGACUGGUCUGCCUCACCUUGGCCACGGACGAUGUGGAUCCAGAGGGAAAUGAAAGCAUCUGGCACAAGGGCAGGGUGGUUGGCAACACGACCUCUGGAAGCUACAGUUAUAGCAUCCAGAAGAGCCUGGCUUUUGCAUACGUCCCCGUAGAGCUGAGUAAGGUGGGACAACAAGUGGAAGUUGAACUACUAGGCAAACAUUACCCAGCAAUCAUCAUUCAAGAACCCUUGGUAUUGACGGAACCAACCAGAAACCGACUUCAGAAAAAAGGUGGAAAGGACAAAAUUUGAAAAAGACCUUCAACAGUCAGCUGAAUUAUGGUUGCUACAUGAUUGUACUCAAAAUUAUAAUUGAUUUGUGGGAACAGGAAACCAAGGAUUCAUUUCAAAAUCAUUAAAAUCCAGAUUUAGAAUCUUAAAAUCUCCUGUUUCCUCAGCAAGAUAGAAUAAUUGAUUAAUACUUGCCAUUGUUGUUUCAAAUGAAGAUAUUGGAAAUGACCAUUUUUAUUAUCCUAUAUUGUUUCUUAUAAAAUUCAAUCAGUAAAAUAUCUUGGCAUUUGCUAAUUAAUAUACAAUCAUUGUUACAACAGAAUUAAAAGAAUUA
This is a messenger RNA of Myotis davidii, 3052 nucleotides long. RefSeq names its product dimethylglycine dehydrogenase (gene DMGDH). The transcript has 19 exons. Gene Ontology annotation, cellular component: mitochondrion. The record is from RefSeq and is a predicted model, not a curated record. NCBI's taxonomy places the organism in Eukaryota, Metazoa, Chordata, Mammalia, Chiroptera, Vespertilionidae. Gene Ontology annotation, molecular function: oxidoreductase activity; protein binding. Bases 226 to 2739 code for a protein of 837 amino acids.